Messenger RNA from Aspergillus pseudonomiae, 816 nucleotides. Its product is annotated as tubulin-folding cofactor B. Bases 1 to 816 code for a protein of 271 amino acids. The transcript has 3 exons. Gene Ontology annotation, biological process: tubulin complex assembly; cytoplasmic microtubule organization; post-chaperonin tubulin folding pathway. Gene Ontology annotation, molecular function: alpha-tubulin binding; microtubule plus-end binding. Lineage: Eukaryota; Fungi; Ascomycota; Eurotiomycetes; Eurotiales; Aspergillaceae. Gene Ontology annotation, cellular component: cytoplasm; microtubule plus-end; nucleus. The record is from RefSeq and is a predicted model, not a curated record.
AUGGCAUUCCAGCCCACUCCAUCGGAUGUUUCUGUCCUCAUUACCACGCCUACAACAAGUGCCAAUUCUGAGCCGCACUUCGUCACGGAGCGUCGAAUCACCCCAACAUGGACCGUUAUGCAAUUGAAGUCAAAGUUGGAAACGAUGACAGGGAUUCCUCCUAGUAGUCAACGCUUAAAAUUGAAGACUCCAGGAUGUCCUGACCAAUGGGUUGACGGCGAUGAGAACCUUAUCGGUAAUUGGGGGGUGAGAAAGGGCUGUGAAAUUGAGGUUCAUGAUUCACGCCCUUCUUCAGCACGGCCAAACUUUCAUGAUUUAUCAUCUGUUGAAAAAUACGUUCUUCCUGCAGCUACCUACGAGUCCCUACCAAAUUCGGUAUUGGCGUGGAAAAGGCACCAACAACUUGGUCGGUUUGACCCAAAUGUACUAUCACCGUAUGAAUCGGCACGCAAGCAAGCAGAAAAAGACGCCGAGGAUAUUGGGAGUCGAGGUAUCGCGGUUUCCAGACGUGCGAUUAUUCUCCCGUCCUCUCCGCCACAUAUCCGACGAGGAAUUAUUCGCUUUGUUGGACCGGUGCCAUCCAUUCCCUAUCCCGGGGUAGAAACCAGAGAUGCUGAUUCUAGUGCGCUGCCUAUCUGGGUAGGAAUCGAACUUGAUGAGCCAUCUGGUAAGAACGAUGGUAGCGUGGGUGGAAAGCGCUAUUUUACUUGCCCUAACAAGACUGGUAUUUUUGUGAAACCCGAAAAGGUUGAGGUAGGAGAAUUUCCGCCUUUGGGCCUAGAUGAGCUAGAGGACGAGACAAUGGAGGAGAUAUAA